This is a messenger RNA of Microcebus murinus (gray mouse lemur), 1749 nucleotides long. Lineage: Eukaryota; Metazoa; Chordata; Mammalia; Primates; Cheirogaleidae. The record is from RefSeq and is a predicted model, not a curated record.
GGACUGCGCCGGCGUCGCUCUCACUUCCGGCCUUCUACCAGGGCGACCCGCAGAGUAGAACCCGAGGCGGGGAGCUGUAGCUGGGGUCUCCAGUGUCCGGGACCGCGGCAGCGGCCCCGCUGGCGGGAUGUUUCGGGGGUUGAGCGUUUGGUUGGGCUUGCAGCAGCCGGCGACAGGCGGUGGGCAGUCCGAGGGAGACUGGCAGCCCAAGCAAGACGCUCCGCCCGAGCAACAAUCCGAGACGGUGGCGGAGCCCGCGGAGGAGGAGCGGGAGGAAGCUGGGGACCAGGAGCUGCUCCACCAGGCCAAAGGCCUGGGCAACUAUCUAUUUAACUUUGCAACUGCUGCCACAAAAAAAAUAACUGAUUCAGUUGCUGAGACAGCACAAACAAUAAAGAAGUCCGUAGAAGAAGGAAAAAUAGAUGACAUCAUCGAUAAGACAAUUAUAGGAGAUUUUCAGAAGGAACAGAAAAAAUUUGUUGAGGAGCAGCAUACAAAGAAGUCAGAGGCAGCCGUGCCCCCAUGGGUUGACAGUAAUGAUGAAGAAACAAUUCAACAACAAAUCUUGGCCUUAUCAGCUGAUUACAGACGAUUUCUUCGUGACUCGGCGGGCGUGCAAUUUAACUUUGAGUUUGAGCAGAUGUACCCGGUUGCCCUGGUCAUGCUCCAAGAGGAUGAGCUGCUGAGCAGGAUGAGAUUCGCCCUCGUUCCUAACGGUAAGCACGUGAAGGAAGAAGUGUUCUGGAGGAACUACUUCUACCGCGUCUCCCUGAUUAAGCAGUCGGCGCAGCUCACCGCCCUGGCCGCCCAGCAGCAGGCUGCGGGGAGGGAGGAGAAAGGCAAUGGCAGACAGGAGGACUCCCCGCUCACAGAGGCAGUACGGCCCAAAACACCACCUGUUGUAAUCAAAUCUCAGCUUAAAACUCAAGAGGAUGAUGAAGAAAUUUCUACUAGCCCAGGUGUUUCUGAGUUUGUCAGUGAUGCCUUUGAUGCCUGUAACCUAAAUCAAGAAGAUCUGAGGAAAGAAAUGGAACAGCUAGUGCUUGACAAAAAGCAAGAGAAGACAGCUGUGCUAGAAGAGGAUUCUGCAGAUUGGGAAAAAGAACUACAACAGGAACUUCAAGAAUAUGAAGUGGUGACAGAAUCAGAGAAACGAGAUGAAAACUGGGAUAAGGAAAUAGAGAAAAUGCUUCAAGAAGAAAAUUAGCUGUUUCCUGAAAUAAAAGAAUAACCCUUCACAUUCUACAAACUGACAUUAAAUUCUAGAUGUUGACACUGAAUCAAGAAGGCACAAAAGAUUAUACCUUUAUGAAAUUCAAAAUUAUUCUUUAAGCUGAAACUUGGCUCUUUUACUUUAAAAAAGUAUAUCAACAGUUGUUCAAAUAAUCAAAAAGGGAUGUUUUAUGUAACAUUUCUGUAAUAAUAAUCAAGUUAGAGAUGUUCUUGUAGGCGAUAUGGAUAUCUUUGCCACAAAAACACAAGUAAAGUUUUAGAGUUCUGUUUUCCAUGAGGUCAAAAAUAUAAUCUAUUCUUCAGCUGUGGUUUUCUAAAUAUUUAUACUUCUAAUUGCAUUUUCCUUGAUACAUGAACAUUUAAGUACUUACCCGAUGGGUUAAUUACUAUCAAAAUGACCAAAUUAUACCAAAGAACUUAACAGGAAGCACUUUUAGAACUAUUUUCUUGCUAGAUAUUUUCUAAAAUUCCAUCUGAAAGCCUAUAGAUAAAAUAAUGAAGUUGAUUUUAAUGAUA